AGGACGUCCAGGCCGGCGACAAGAUCACCAUCUCCAAGCAGUUCAAGGAGAAGGUCAUUCGCCCCAUCUUGAAGGCUCAUUUCCGCCGGGACGAGUUCCUGGGGCGCAUCAACGAGAUCGUCUACUUCCUGCCCUUCUGCCACUCGGAGCUCAUCCAGCUCGUCAACAAGGAGCUGACUUUUUGGGCCAAAAAGGCCAAGGCGAGGCACAACAUCACGCUCAUGUGGGACAGGGAGGUCAUGGACGUGCUGGCCGACGGCUACAACCUGCACUAUGGCGCCCGCUCCAUCAAACACGAGGUGGAGCGACGCGUGGUGAACCAACUGGCGGCCGCCUACCACCGUGAUGUGGCGGGAAGAGAGACCGCCAAACCCCCCCCCCCCCCCCCCGCCCCCGGCACCCAGAAACCCAAAACGCCCACCCUGCGGCUGGAGAUCGUGGACAAAGACAGCAAAUCCCGAAAACUGGACAUCCGAGCGCCUCUGCACCCCGAAAACAUCACCUACUUCCUAUAG
Messenger RNA from Mesitornis unicolor (brown roatelo), 515 nucleotides. It is a transcript of the gene CLPB, whose product is annotated as ClpB caseinolytic peptidase B homolog (E. coli). Gene Ontology annotation, biological process: cellular response to heat. NCBI's taxonomy places the organism in Eukaryota, Metazoa, Chordata, Aves, Mesitornithiformes, Mesitornithidae. The transcript has 5 exons. The record is from RefSeq and is a predicted model, not a curated record. Gene Ontology annotation, molecular function: ATP hydrolysis activity. Gene Ontology annotation, cellular component: mitochondrion; cytoplasm. The annotation marks the transcript as partial.